UGCUUACAUGCUUACAUCACAUGCAGACAAUCAGCUCUGCUGGCUUUGCGUAGGUAGAGCUCCUGUUUGGAGUUAGUAGUCGCUGCCACUAACAGUACUCUAAAGAUGGAGCCUUUGGAGGAGUAUCAGUCUCCAUUUGACUUUAAACGAGGAAUCGACACCAGCUAUCUCUUCCUCUCCCCGGCCUACAGCGACACACCACCUUGCUCACCGACUGUCAGAAGCAGAGGUUACCAGCAGGGGGCUGAGUCACUGCCUGAGGUGGGAGAAGAUGCUGUAACAAGUGCCAGUUCUGCAACUCCUCCCCCCUCCUUGACAGAGGAGGAGCGUCAGGAGCUACAAGAAGAGUUGGUGAAGGUGGAGGAUGAGAUCCAGACUCUGUCUCAGGUCCUGGCAGUCAAGGAGAAGCAGUUAGCAGACAUUAAGAGGAAGCUGGGUAUCACACCACUCAAUGAACUGAAACAGAACAUAACCAAAACCUGGCAGGAGGUCACCACCUCCACCGCCUACAGGAGGACUUCAGAAACACUGUCCCAGGCAGGUCAAAAGGCCACAGCCGCUUUCUCCAACAUGGGUUCAGCCAUCACCCGAAAACUGGAGGAUGUCAGCAUGCGUUCAUUACGGCACUCGACUAGUAUGCCCGUCAUGAGAAAUGCGCCCACCUUCAAGUCCUUUGAAGAGAGAGUGGAGACACUGAAGACCAGAAUGAGUUCGACGUCCAGCAGUGGCCCUGGAGAUCAGGACGGCGGCAGUCAGCCCAACGAGUCACUACUCGGUCAGCACGAGACUUCACCUGCCCACGAGACGCCGAUGCACUGAGCCUCACCGUUGCACACAUUUGCUUUCAUUUGUUCCCGUCCCCCCCACAUGCCAGUCAAGCCUUUAUUAUGCCAAUCGUCUUUGUGAUGUAAUCCGCUGGUGCUCACUUGUUAACUGCUGUGGAACUGUAAGCAUGGCCGUUGGCACGUGGGCUUGUGCCAGUCUCAUGGUUUUGAGUUUGUUAAGGAAAAGUGAAGCAGAACCUUCCUGCUGUGUGACUUCUCUUUUUUUGUCUGCCUUUUUCUAACCAGCAAAGAUGCCAAACUUGCACUUAGAUUGUUCCAGUAUCAAAUGAACACAUUUAUGUUCUAUAAACAGAACUUUACUCUCUUUAUGUGAGCUAGGCAAUUGUGUUAUUCCUCAUGCACAGCCCUGAGUCAUUUUGUUUCUUACACCCUCCUUUUUUGGGGGGGGUAACUCCACAUUACCUUGGUUAUUGUGUGGCUGUUCUGACUUUGCUGCAUUAUUCUAGUCUUUGGACACGACAUCACGUGACAACAGUCUAACGCUGUGUUAAAACUUAACGUUUCCCCUGUAGUCCUGAUUUACACACUCGUACCAUGACUGCUCUCCAGCUACAGCUGCAGCAUGCCUGUGACAAAUACAGUCCACACGCAAAGAUAGUCACACAGCCAAAAUCAGCAGAGCCGAGGUAACGCAAACACACAGUCAAGGUUCAGCCGUGACCCGGUCAGAGCGAAAUAAAUGUCUCAUCAACAGCCAGAGUCCAUAUUGGAUCACUGGCCCAUUGUUUCUGUGAGGGGUAACACUUCGUUCGACCCCACUCCAACAUACACACAUACAUAUAUCCACUUGUCUUUUUCUGCUGUCAAGGCAAAAAAAAAAAAACAAUUAUAAAAUACCAAAUCUAUCUCCCCCCCUUUUAAAAUUUUGCUUUAA
Thalassophryne amazonica is the source of this 1719-nucleotide messenger RNA. RefSeq names its product tumor protein D52 (gene tpd52). Gene Ontology annotation, biological process: B cell differentiation. The transcript has 7 exons. NCBI's taxonomy places the organism in Eukaryota, Metazoa, Chordata, Actinopteri, Batrachoidiformes, Batrachoididae. The coding region runs from base 106 to 819 and encodes 237 amino acids. The record is from RefSeq and is a predicted model, not a curated record. Gene Ontology annotation, cellular component: cytoplasm.